This is a messenger RNA of Symbiodinium pilosum, 750 nucleotides long. The record is from the annotation of a GenBank genome assembly. NCBI's taxonomy places the organism in Eukaryota, Dinophyceae, Suessiales, Symbiodiniaceae.
AUGGGGUUAGCUCCACCAGGCUCUGACAUGGAAGAGCUCCUGGAGACUCCCGAGCGCAGCCGCAUGUCCUUCUCCGCGCGUGUGGCGAUGGUAUUGGCCGGAGUGGGUCUAGCAGCCCUGGCCCUGCUGUCCCUAAGAGGCUCCACUGGCCUUCGCAGCAAGAUGAGCGGUUUCCCCAGUUUAGAUGAGACUUGCUUGGAGAAGGGGAUGUUCUAUGCUAACCCCCACAAGAUGGAUCUCACGGAGAGGACUGUAGAAAGUUCGCCCUCAGCUUGCCAGCAGCGAUGCCGCGACAUAAUGAGCUGCACCCACUUCACCUAUUGGCCAGAUGGUGGUUGCUUGGUAACUGAUGACUCCUCGGUCGCAAAGGCUGCCCCAUAUCAGUACUCCGACGUCGUUUCGGGCCCAUCUUACUGCGGAGGACGGCCACAGGCAGCUGUUGGUUCAGAUGUUUUCUCAGGCAGCGAGACUCCUGACGUCGUGGCCCCUCCUCCGGGCGUGAAUGGCACCACUUGCGCCGCAUAUCCUGCUUGUGUGGCCGUGGGGAUCAGCCAGGGUAACUGUUGUCCCAAUGAUGACAAGGUCGCCCUGGGCUGCUGCAAGGGUUUUCAGCUUCCGAUGGCCAAAGCCAUACCGAUCACCAUUGGAGCUGAGUGUACUCUCUUUCCUGGCUGCGCCAAUGUCACGGGUGCUUGCUGCCCCGCGGCUGAUGGCACUCGACUUGCAUGCUGUGACACCCCCUUGAUCUGA